Messenger RNA from Symsagittifera roscoffensis, 3818 nucleotides. RefSeq lists its product as uncharacterized. The record is from RefSeq and is a predicted model, not a curated record. Bases 484 to 3609 code for a protein of 1041 amino acids. The transcript is spliced from 18 exons. Lineage: Eukaryota; Metazoa; Xenacoelomorpha; Acoela; Convolutidae.
AGUAGUAGCCCUGUUUUUAGGAGUGACCUCGUGGUCUGGGGAUACUGAGACCCAGCCAUGAGCUCACUAUUUCUGCAUGUAAUUAAGUUAAUUUGAGUGUUUUGACCGAAGCCGAAAGCAGUAACGUUUUUUUUGUCGACCCGAUGUUAGAAAAGACCACCGAAAGUACUGGCUUGGUAGAGACGGUGAAAAGCAUGCAAAGCUCUGUUUAGACGUAAGCCAGUCGUUUUAGGACUUAGUUUUGUUUUCCGUCGAUAUGUAUCUUCCGGGCGAAUGUUACAGGACUCCUGACUGUAUCCUCGGUUACUAUGAUAUAUUCGACCUUCUGAUUAAAACUUUAAAAAAGUUGCGAUUGUGCACAUUCACCAAACCGCAUUAAAAUGCCCAAAAUUCACCCGGCUAUCUUCACUCUUUGUAAUUUGCCAGUUUUAUCUUUUCACUACUUGAUAUGAUUAGGGCUUAGAUUGAAAUUGCAGGAACACAAUGGUAGCUUCUAAUGCAAAAACUAUAUCCAAGCGCCAGAAAAGAAGCCUGGAACAGGUGAAAAAUUCCGAGAAGUCAAAUGCCAAGAAAUGCUUGGACAACAGAUUUCCUUCCAUAGAAGAUAUAACUCCAAAUAAGGCAUUACAAUUUGCAGAUUGCACAAUAGGUCUCACAAUAAGACAUCUUCCAAUUUUGCUGAAUGUUGGACUACCGGUUGCUCUGCUUUUGAUUAGCCUGGGCUCCUCAUGGAUACUUACGAUACCCUUUCUCGCUCUCCAAAUCGUUGCAAUAUUUUUAUGCCUGGAAGAACCACAAGGUGCGAGUUUGCUGCUGCACGUCAUGACUCUCCUUGCGGUAUCUCUGUCAGUUUGCCUGUUUGGAUCCCUACUUUUUUUGUCCUGGUACCACAUAGUGUUCUAUGUAGCCUGUCUGGGAUGUUAUGUUGGACUCAAUGUGUUGCUACACCUGACAUUGGACUCUGUGGUCGAAGACGACAAAGAAACAGCAGUUACAUUGGAGGUGGCUCUGAUGAAGCUAUUUCCUGCUUUCGUGGCUGUGGCCAUAUGCUGGACAUUGUACUCUGCCAUCCCUGCACCCCUCUCACAUUACUUCGUCACACUCUACCAAGUAUUGAUUGUGGUGCUGUUCUGCUACCCUCACAGGAGCUCCUUCGCCGGACCCAUGCACAAAGAUGACCUUCUAUCUUAUGACAACUCGGUGAUUGUGUCCGUGAGUGAAGCUUUUGUGGCAGUGGCAUGUGUCUUGCUCUCUCCCCUCCUUCUCGCUGCCCUCUCCAGCUCCAAAAUAGAAACAUCAGCUGAACAUGCACUGCUACAUGUGCUGUGUUGCGAGGCAAUAGCUGUGAUGCUCUUAGCCUGGAGUCCUUUGAGCGAGUUAUUGGUGUUCGCCCAGCUACAAUUGGACAGGAAACGUCUGGAGUGGAGAACGAGAGUGCUUGGGCUACUCAUGUGUACUGUGGCUACAGUUUCAGUCCUGUUCCUAGCCGAUUCCUCAGACAACUCGAUGCUGAUGAGUCAGCUGCUCCUUUCUCUAGUCUCAACGAUAUCUCUAGCAUAUCUCACUCUUACCUCACAGCAUCAGAGAGUUGUGGUGGGCGUUUCGCUGUUUUGUACGGUGGCUUCUUUAUGUCAACUGCUAGCUGUGGAAAUCAACUACGAUAGUGUGACUGAGUCUCCAGUGCAGUCUGUGCACCAAGUGUGUCUCUCCGCUCUCUCCCUCCUCCUCUUCAUCGCCAUCUGUGCAAGCAACACCAGACCAAACCACAAAGUUGCGACCUGUGUGCCAAUCGUGGGAGUGGCGCUGGUCUGGGUGCAGUACUGUCACUUCCUUGUCCUCUCAGGCAUCAUCAACUAUCUAGUGGCUCAUCUAAUUACCCUCACACUAGCUCUGCUCAUCAACACAUUGUUCCGGUCUCAGAAAAACUCAGAUCACCCGGAUUCGCCCUGUCUCUAUCUGCCCAGAGUGAUCUACGUGCCACUCUUCUGUCUCCUAGUCUCCCUCUGCUUGCAUCUGCUCUCCCUGUCGGCAACAUCUGCGCUUUCCAGUUCGGAGUCUUCAUUACAGCUAUUGUGUUUUGGCAAAGUGGCUAUGAGUGUACCAAGUUUGUGUCUUCUGCUGUCCCCUGUCCUAAUGCCUACACAGUUCUACGCAUCCGUAUCUUCAAUAGUGGGUGAGUAUUCGGGCUCAUUUGGAUGGAAGGAAUUGGCUGUGACGCUAGCUUCUCUGGCUGUUCAUGUCUGUCUCGGAGGAACAACAGUAGCAUCUGCAGUAUAUUCAUUUCUAACUGGCUACCAGCCUCCUUCACAUGAGGCAACCUUAGGGUUGUUGUUGAUUUUGUGCACCGUAAGUGUGUGUCAAAUGUGGAGCCCCAUUGCGACCAGCAGCCCAUUGUCCCCUUCUCACUUGAACAAUGGACUAUCAUUUGGUCUAGUUCUCCUUCUUAGUGGAUGUGGUAUCCUUUUUUCUGUCUUACAACCAGCCAACAUCAUCGCUACUCAACUUAUCACACUGCGAUUCUGUCUGUGUGGAACUCUGCUGUUCUGUGCAAUACUCAGUAUCUGCUUCAUCCUCUCCUCCUCGCAGUUGAUGACAACCCGUGGAGUCCUCCUGCCAUCUCUCCUCUCAGGAACCCUCUUCGGACUCCUAUUUCCUUUGGCACUCCUAAUACCUCACAUGGAUACAGUCUCCUCGUUUUCUUUCCUGCCUCAGAUGUACUUGGCGGUUGAUGCUCUUCUUUACGUGGUGAUCUGUACUUGCAGUGCUUAUGUGUCGUAUACUGUAUUGUUCAUGAGCACUGUCAAUGACCGAACCACUCCGCCCAAUCACACCAAUAAGACAUUCAAUUCCAUAAUGGUUGGCACUGCGUUUCUGUUGGCAAUGUGUCUGAUUUUGGAGUGGAGUCUGUCUCUUAAUUUGACCCAGUCUGUUUACCAAACAUGGAUUCCUAUUUCGGUUCCACCCGUUGCCCUCGUUUCUUUCAUCAAUCUUGGAACAACUGCAUUGUCAAUCAAAGUCUACCAACACAACCUAGCUGCUAGGUACGUGGAUGACAAAUUGCCAGCUGCCCUGGAGAGAAUGGAAGCCAUGUACUCUCUACUCGCUGUCCUGUUUGGAUUCCUGGUCACUCCAAGGGCACUCGUGGCUUUAUGGGUGCCUGGUGUAUUGUUACUAACCUACAGACCAGGAGUGAAACGCUGGCUCAGCAGACAGACUGAGAGCUGCCUACCCUUUGCUAACAUGGGUGCAUGCUACGCUAUAGUGGGGUUUAUUGUAUCCCUUUUGCAAAAUCCAAUUCUAAGUCAAACCCAGUCUCCGACCAUCCUUCCUCCAACGCCCUCAAGUUGGAUGUCUUUUUGCUUCACUACGGAGAUACUCCUAUUACCCUGCUGCUUUUUGUGUCUGGCUCUGGUUUCUUUUAUCCUCCGAAACGGAACUGUGGAACCGUUGCUAUCCAGACAUGCAUCUGUGCACUUCGCGCUCCUAGCCAGCCCCUUGGGACUACUCUUGUCUCUUAUCGGAUCUUCCCUCUCAUCUUCACUUUAUGGAGUGCUGGCUUCUGUCCUCACUCUGACUGUCAUGUGGGAUCAUUUGCCAUUUUCACAAUAGGAUGGCAAAACUUAUGCUUGUUUGUUCAUCCUGCGUCCGACGUAGCAUCUAUCCCCUCAUAUACCAACAAAUUUCGCACAACUUAGUUUUUUAGUGCUUAAAGCAAAACUGGCGAAAAGACCAUUGAAAUGGCGAACUUUUGAAGUAUACUCAAUUUACAAUAUUUUCAACAGUUGCAAUACAUGUGUAUCGUAGUUAGUUAAUUUAAU